AAAGGUGGGAGUGUACAUCCCACCUUUUAUUAGCAUACAAGAUAGUCGUACACUGGUAGGGAGCCGCUGUAAUGUAAACGUUGAAAUAAUACUAGAAUGUUUUCAAAUGUGGAUUUAUUUGUGUCACGUUCUUCAGCUUUACAACUACAUCAGUUUUUAUGUUCUUAAUAAUUAUGAAACGAGCGCAAAGAGGGGUCAUUUAAUUCAAAUACGUGCUAUGUGUAUAUUUUAAAUAAAACGUGACCUUACUAUUGUUAUUCUGCGAGAAUGCAUAAAAUAUUACAUAUUAAAAUACUUCAUCUUUAAAAUAUACACGUUUUCAAGCAAAGUCAACGAAAUGCUAUUUACGUUUUUGUUUUUUUGUUGUGUAAUUACCAUCCAUGGGUUUCGUCUUCAAGAAGCUCUAGACACCGUCGGAUGUUUAGUACUAUGUAAAAACGAGUUGUGCCGAAAUAAUUGUUCGCAACCUACAGGCGAAUUUCAACCUUAUCCGAAAACAAGCGAAGAAACUGAUGCGAAUAUUACUUUACACUGUAGAGGAAUGAAUACGCUAGUAAUUAAAUAUAAUCCUGGAAGCUAUGUUAUUCAAUCUAGCGCUUCCGUCGAAACUUGGGGUACAGCCACAGUAAGUAAUGGUGGAUUGUCAAUAUUUUCGAACUUGAAACCAGACACGUUUUAUCGUUAUCAGUUACACAGAAUAACAAAGCGCGGCUUUUCAUUAGCCGAAACAUCAAAUUGGUUUUCAACUUAUUCAGCUGAUUACCAACCAAAAUCAGUUGAACACAUUUCACUCGCAAAAAUUAAAGAAGAAAGUAAAAAUGUGUGUCAACUACAAGCGGAAAUUAUUUUUAAACCUGUUGAAGAUCAGAGUUGUAACUAUAAUAUAUUAUCAUGGUCACAGAAACAUGAUUUGAUCAAUUUUGGUUUAAGUAAGCCUAUAGAUUUCCGUUUUCCUCUUCAACACUUACGUUGCAAUCAGAAUAAUACUAUAUCGAUCCGAUCAGGUAAUGAUGAUUUUUCUAAAGUCAGCAAUGCAACGAUAUUUACCUUUGUCACACCAUCAUGCCUACAAAUUUAUCACAACUUAAGUAUUUGCACACCUGAAAAAGUAAAAGGUUUGCGGACUGAGCACAUUCAAAAACAAAGUAAAGGAUUAUAUAAUAUUGCAGUGAAAUGGGAUAAACCCAUUCUACAACCGGACAAUUACACAUUACAAUUUGAUUCGUUUCAAUUCAAACCACGUUUAUUGGUUGUACCUGGAGAUGCAGUCGAAGCUGUCUUCUUAAAUGUUGAUGUAAGAUUGCAGUACGAGAUCAAUAUUGUGGCAGAAUCAAGGGCAGGAGUAAGUUUACAAUCGACUAUAUCCGGAAAUAUCGAUUCUGCAUCAGAAUUAUCAUAUCGCGAGAUUAUCGUAACAUUAUCAAUUGCCGCAUUAAUAAUUGUCGUCGUGGUAUUUGGAAUAAUUUAUAUGCAAUGUCGUAACAAGAAAACUAAGCAAAUUCAUAUGGAAUAUAUGCAUCUUGAGAGUUCUAUAGAUUCUUUGAAGAAACCUUUAAAGAGAAAUUAUAUGCCAGAAAACAUCGAUACUCUUUUGCCACAUGAGAAAUUUCAACUUGCUUCACAACAGCUGAAACUUAAAGGUAUAUUAGGCAGUGGAGCAUAUGGUAUUGUCAGACUUGCCUCGUUGCAAGAUAAAUUCGGUACUAUCACGGACGUAGCUGUUAAAAUGAUGAAAGAUAAUCCGUCAGUAGAGGAUAUAAAAAAUUUUCAUCAAGAGAUUUCAAUGAUGAAAUCCGCCGGUCAGCAUCCGAACAUAGUGUCUUUAAUUGGAUACUGCACUAUGAACAACAAACCUUUAUUAGUAGUGGAAUAUUGUAGCAAAGGUGAUUUGCAAACGUAUUUAAGAACGAUUUGGCAGAAUUUAGUGAAUGCCGUAUUCGAGUGUAGGAUUCACUUGAAAUCCAAUAUGGUUUCUUUCGCUAAUAAGAACGUUGAUCAUGAAAAAUAUGUUUCGAUCUAUAAGAAUACAUAUGCACAUACAAUUGCCAAUCGCUUAUAUGAUAUUCAACAAGAUGUGAUAAAAUGCACAGAAAAUGUUUCUCCCGCCGAUUUAUUGAAUUUUGCUAGGCAAGUAGCUACGGGAAUGGAAUUUUUGUCUUCUAAUCGGAUAGUACAUCGUGAUUUGGCUGCUCGUAAUGUAUUGGUCCAACCAGACAAAAUAGUGAAAAUUUCAGAUUUUGGUCUCAGCCGAGAUAUUUAUCAAGAAAAUGUUUAUCGAAAAAAAGGAAAUGGUAAAUUGCCUUUAAAAUGGAUGGCAAUCGAGGCUUUGACGCAUCAAAUAUAUACUACUUAUAGUGACGUAUGGGCUUUUGGUAUCUUAUUAUGGGAAAUAGUCACUUUAGGUGCUACGCCUUAUCCUAGUACUCCUACAAAUAGAAUUUUACAAUUUCUUAAAUCUGGAUAUCGAAUGGAAAGACCACCAAAUUGUAGUCGAGAAUUAUACAGCAUAAUGUAUUCAUGUUGGAACAUAAGACCACAAAGUAGACCUACCUUCACCGAAUUAAAACUCAGCUUGGAUAAAUUGCUUAGUAAUUACUCAGAAAAUAAAUAUUUGAGUCUCUGCGAUGUUCUACAUGAAACAAUCGAUGAAAAUAACGAAUCAGAAUCGAUUAAUGAACAUUAAAUGUAUAGCAUAAAUAUCAGCUAGCUUAAAAUCAAAUUAAAUUUUAUCAUACGUA
Messenger RNA from Solenopsis invicta (red fire ant), 2738 nucleotides. RefSeq names its product tyrosine-protein kinase receptor torso. Gene Ontology annotation, biological process: multicellular organism development; positive regulation of kinase activity; cell surface receptor protein tyrosine kinase signaling pathway. Gene Ontology annotation, cellular component: signaling receptor complex. Lineage: Eukaryota; Metazoa; Arthropoda; Insecta; Hymenoptera; Formicidae. The transcript is spliced from 18 exons. The record is from RefSeq and is a predicted model, not a curated record. Gene Ontology annotation, molecular function: protein binding; ATP binding; transmembrane receptor protein tyrosine kinase activity. The coding region runs from base 338 to 2683 and encodes 781 amino acids.